Messenger RNA from Megalobrama amblycephala (Wuchang bream), 1500 nucleotides. RefSeq names its product H2.0-like homeo box 1 (Drosophila) (gene hlx1). Lineage: Eukaryota; Metazoa; Chordata; Actinopteri; Cypriniformes; Xenocyprididae. Bases 150 to 1205 code for a protein of 351 amino acids. Gene Ontology annotation, molecular function: DNA-binding transcription factor activity, RNA polymerase II-specific; sequence-specific DNA binding. The record is from RefSeq and is a predicted model, not a curated record. Gene Ontology annotation, biological process: regulation of DNA-templated transcription. The transcript has 4 exons.
GCCAAUCAAUAACGGAACUCCUGCUUAGAGCAUUUUGGACUCCUGUCUGGAGUUUCAUACUUGAGGAGAAACGCAAGAGAGGGCAACUCCUUAAAGUACUCGUCGCAUGCGAGAUUCUCUGUCAAGAAGUUUUGGAUUCUCCUGCCAGGAUGUACACGACGGGAUUGAAUCCGUUCUACGCGUCGAACUUCAGCCUUUGGACUGCGUACUGUUCGGGUGGUUUUGGGGUGGAUAGCAUGAAAAAACCCUCGUUCUGCAUUGCUGAUAUUCUGCACGUUGGAGAUGCUGAGAACAUCCCCGGGUCAUCUUCGCUUAUGGCCCAUAUUGGGGCCCGGGCGUCCGGAUCACCGCUGCGCCCGUCCCCGGUCACUCCGGACGUGCGCUUGCACCCCGCGUCCGCGUAUCACCGGCAUGGAAUACACUUGACAUCUGCGUCCAGAGGCGCGAUGCACGCGCAGUCCGCGCCCCCGCCGUCAAGUAAAGACCUCAAGUUCGGAAUCGAUCGGAUAUUAUCCACAGACUUCGAGCCGAAGGCUAAAGAAUCUCCAUCUUUGAGAGAUCUCACAUCGAUUGUUAGUCCGAAUCGGCAGUCAGCAGUCCAUGUGUCUGCCAGCCCGUACUUCGCGUCCAUAGACCCGACCAUGAGCGAAACCUCCUCCAUGAUGGGUUCAAUAAGCAGACAAUCAGGGCAACAUCAGUUUCAAGACACCUUCCCAGGGCCGUAUGCAGUGCUUUCUAAAGACACAAUGCCACAGACGUACAAGAGGAAAAGGUCCUGGUCCAGAGCCGUGUUCUCCAACCUCCAGCGGAAAGGCCUCGAGAAGCGUUUCGAAAUCCAAAAGUACGUCACGAAACCGGAUAGAAAACAACUGGCUGCCAUGCUGGGACUCACCGAUGCACAGGUCAAAGUUUGGUUCCAGAAUCGGCGGAUGAAAUGGCGGCAUUCCAAAGAAGCGCAGGCGCAGAAGGACAAAGAGAAAGAACAGCCGGAUAAAUCCGCGACCGAGACCGAGCAGAAAGAACGCGACGACUCCGAAUGCGAAAGCGAACCGAGCGAGUCCGAAUUCGAAGACGGAGCGGAGGACAAAAGCGACGUGGACAUUUCUGACCUCAGCAAAGCCAGUGUGAUUAUUCCCAGCACGCAGGACACAUCCAGCACAAACUCCACGACAGAACCGAGCUCAGCCACACAACUGCUGCUGUGAGUCAACGGAACCGAGUCAUCUGGUGUGAACACCUCAAACACACGGGACAGAGACACACAAUAGAGCACAAACACACACAAACAGGCCUACUUGAGCCAUCGUUUCAUGUCUUCCAUUGUGAAACAGACCCUUCGUGAUCCCUGAGAGAGGAAAGCAUCGCUCUGCCUGAACCGAACCACUCGCCCUUCUUUAUGACGAUUUGGGAAUUGAAUGUUCAUGAAUUAAGACUUGAUUGUAUUAUAUUUCGUCUGUAAGUAUUUGCACUGAAAAUGUAAAUAAACGUUUGUUACUAAUA